AUGUACAAUCAGAGGGUGAUGAAUUGUCUGUCAAUAUCAAAUUUUUUGGGAAUAGGUAAAAUUAUGAGUAUUUCACUAGAUACAUUUUAGGCUCUUUUUAGGCAAUUUGUAAAAAUCUACUAUUAAUUAUAUAAAUAUUGUAAGUAGGAAUCUAUAUUUUUUUUAAUUACAAUCAAGACUUUUGAUAAGAAAAUUGUCAUAUUACUUGUGGGGAAUGCGAUGGUCCAACUUAUCAAGAUUGUGUAUCUUGUUCCAUAGAAUCAAAAAGAAUAUACUUUCAAGAAUAUAAAUAGUGUAUAUGUCCUUAAAAUACUAUUGAUUACAAUGAUUAAUGUUUAGGUUAUCCUGACUUUGGCUUUUAGUUAAUUACAGGCAAAGAAUAAUAUAAUGGGUGCAUGUAUGGACAAUUCGAGCUUAAUGGUUUAUGAUAUUAAUGGUAAUAUUUAAUAAUUAAAAUAUUAGUCCAGGAUAAAUAAAUUCAUAAAUUACAACCUGUUUUGAAUGCAUUUAAAAUCCAAGAGAUUGGUACAAUUAUCCAUUUUGUAAUACAGUUGAGUACCUAAAUCAGGAUGGAAGAACAACUUCUUUAGAAUAAGAAUAUUACUAAUUUACAUCUAAACCCUAUUUCACUUUUAAUGGUAUUAAUCUUGAACUCUGUUUGGAGUGUUAAGAAGCAAGCCUUACAAAUUUAGAGAAUAUAAAUUAAGACAUGGUCAAUAAAUAGGAACCAUUAAAAUCAUUUUGCGUUUCUUAAAUUUCAUCUUAAUCAUGUUCAAAAUGUAGAUUUGCCUCUUGCAAGACUUGCACUAUUUUAAUAACAGGAUAAGUUUGUCUUUAUUGUGAGAAAUUCUCGAGUUUAGAAGAUGGUUAGUGUACCAUGGUUGCUGCAGGCUAGAGAUAAGAAAAUAAUUGUAUAUCAGCAUAUUACUUAUCCUCAACAAAGGAAUGUAAAAUAUGCUCUAUUGAAGAUUGCAUAUAUUGUUUUGAAUAUGCAGUUGAUGAUUUGACAUUAACAACUCUUUAUCUUAACUUCAAUUAAUUCAAUGGAGAUGAUAAUAUUUAAGUGGGAUGUGCAAUGUGUAAAGUCUAAUGUUUAAUUACUGUAUAGUAGUCUUUAGAUGAUUUUAUGUUAAGAAGGUUACACAGCAUCAACAUCUGAAGUCAAUGGCUAAUGCAAAUUAAGCUUAAAGCCAUAAUAAUCGAUAAGUAUAGAAGAAAAUUUCAUAUGUAAAAGAUGCAUGGGUGUAAAGAAUUUAGAGUUUUAUGGGCUCGUUUUUGCCUAAUUCAUAUUUUUAUCCAAUAUUAUAAUAUUUUUAGAGAGAUGAAAUUGCAAUCUCAUGUCGGGAAGGGUAUUAAUUAGUUAAAUUCAAAUAUUGUGCUCAAUAUUGCGAUUCAAAUUGUUAUGAUUGCAAGGUUAAUCCAGCAGACUAAUUUCUUGUUAUAAAUGCCGAUUAGAUUAUUAUAAGUAGAAUCAAAGAGUAUAAAUUAAUGGAAUUUGUUAAUCAUGCUAACUUCUUUGUGCUUUCUGUUAAUCUAGAACUUCUGACGAAAUAAAUGUAAUUUAUUUAUGAUUACAAUUUAGUAAGAUUGCCCUUAUUUAUUUCAAAUUAAGAAAAAAAAAGAAUAUUUAUUUAAAUUUUUUCAUAGACAUCAUAAAUGGUAUUUGUUAUUUAUCAAUUACUUAGAAUUUACUUUUAAUAGUAGAUACUUGGUCUCCAACAAAACCAUUUUAUAUUUUUAAACCAAUUCAACCUAAAAUAUUGGACCAUCUAUUACAAAAACUAAAUUUUAAAUAUCAGCAAUUUGA
Molecule: messenger RNA, 1807 nt
Organism: Paramecium octaurelia
Lineage: Eukaryota; Ciliophora; Oligohymenophorea; Peniculida; Parameciidae
Source: the annotation of a GenBank genome assembly